CGGGGACCUUAUUGUCCUCUAUUGUUCAAGGUCCCCAAUUGAAUGCAGAAACAAACUCACACACACACAAAUUGUUUGAUAUCAUUGGGUUGUCAGCAUGAUGAUACAUGUUUCCUCACUGUAGCCUACAGUGUGGUAUGGUGGAAACACACAUGCAUCUCUACAUUGUGUCAAAGUUUGCUUCAUGUACAUCUACACUGUACAUGUAUCUUCAGGUGUGGAUUCAGGGCGGGGGGGUCAACCCCUCCCUUACAAAAAAGUACAGAAAAUGGCAAAAUAAUAAAAGAUUACUAAACUACAGUAAGUGCAUCCAUAAAAUUGUAGACAAUGUGUGUCAUGUAAUGUUUCACCAUUUUUUUUCACAAAAAAGAGGCAUUAAAACAAUUCUCCAGCCUUACUUUCCCCCCCCCCGGAAAAAUUCCAGGAUCCGCCCCUGAUGCUGUGUAGGGGUACACUUUCAAUUGGUUAAACAAGUCCCAAGUGCAAUAGAGCUGAUCUUUUGAUGUACAUGUCGGCUACAGCUGCACUCUGUGCGGGGCCGUGAUGAAUAGACCCGUAGUUUGUAAGCAGGGCCCUGCAAGUAUGUAUUAAUACUCUUUUCGAUCGACAGAGGAGGUCAAAGGGUUGGAAAGAACUCCAUACACAUGCCAAUAUUAGAGGCCGCGUCCGAAACGGGCUUCCACAGCUACGGCUAGGUCUAUUGUCUACGCAUCUCCACACAUUUCCAAUGAAGCGAAGACCGAGACCCAGCUCAGGAGACCUUUCAACCAUCAAAAUGCAACGGAAUGCCCGGAUGUCAGACAAUGGGAAUCUGGAAAUGUAAUCUCCAAUCACCUUUUUUUAUCCCAUUGAUUAGACUUUGAACAGCUUACCCUCUAGUUAGGCGUACAAAUUGGACAUUUACCAGUACACGUAUGAUAUAUGUAAAUCAAAUUACCUUCACGCCAAGCUAAGCUGAGGCAAGCAACUCUGUCGACAGGAUUGUUAGGCUUGCAGAGGUGUAGAAAAGUAAUCGUAGAAUUUCAAGAAGCCAAAAUGAGCAAGAGGGUAGCUGUCAUCGGUGCUGGUACUAGUGGUAUGGUGGCCAUCAAAUGCUGCCUGGAUGAGGGCCUCCGGGUCACCUGCUUUGAGAGAUCGGACCGAGUCGGUGGGCUCUGGGCUUACAGGGAGGACCGGGAUGGCCAGGGCUGCGUGUUUAAGUCCACCAUCAACAACACCAGCAAAGAGAUGAUGUGCUACAGCGACUACCCUAUUCCCAAGGAGUACCCCAACUUCAUGCAUCACUCCUACAUUGAGAAGUACUUACUGAGCUACGUGGACCACUUCGAUCUGAAACGGCACAUCCAGUUUCGCACCGAAGUCAAGAAAGUCGCUCAGGCUGCCGAUUAUGACACGACGGGGCGGUGGCAAGUCACCACGAAGAAUCGUGACAGCAGCGAGUGCACCACCGAUCUCUUCGAUGCUGUGAUGAUCUGCACCGGUCAUCACACAACCCCUCACACCCCUGACUUUCCAGGUCUCAAGGACUUCCAAGGAACAGUAACCCACACUCACGAAUACAAAACACCCUACCAUUUGAUCGACAAGCGAGUUGUCGUCAUUGGUCUUGGUAACUCUGGAGGGGAUGCAGCUGUUGAACUAAGUCGUAUCUCAUCAAAGGUCUUCCUGAGUACAAGGACUGGAGCUUGGAUUUUGAAUCGUGUGGGUCCUCAGGGUAAUCCAUUUGAUAUUGUGAUAACAAGGCGAUUCAUGGACAUCUUACCUGACAGUUUGAAAAACACUAUGACAAAGUUGCAGCUGCAAAGGAAAUUAGAUCAUUCCAAGUAUGGACUGCGGCCCAAGCACAACCCACUCCAGGCCCACGCCCUUGUCAAUGACGAUCUGCCAAAUCGAAUCCUGAGUGGUGCUGUUACCGUCAAGCCCAACGUGGCCCGCUUCACCAAAACUGGCGUUGAGUUCGUGGAUGGGACAUUUGAGGAUGACAUCGACUGCGUGAUUCUCGCGACUGGAUACACAUUCAGCUAUCCCUUUGUGGACUGCCCUUCGUUCCAAGUGGUCAAGAAUGAGGUGUCAUUGUACAAGUAUGUCUUUCCCACUGACCUCAAACACCCAACGAUAUGCACCAUUGGCCUGGCUCAGCCUUCUGGAGCUAUCCACCCCAUCUCUGAGCUCCAGUGUCGUUGGGCUGCCCGUAUAUUCAACAGCCAGGCACGCCUGCCACCCCGCCCAGAGAUGGAAGCCUCCGUCAAGAAAGCCAAAGAUGACAUGAGCAAGCGUUACAUCAAAUCUCAACGUCACACCAUCCAAGUGGACUGGAUCAAGUACAUGGACAGCAUCGCUGUUGAGAUAGGAGUCAAGCCAGAUUUGUGGAAGUUGUUCUGGUCGGAUCCAGCCCUGGCGCUUCACUGCUUCUUUGGUCCUUGUUUACCCUACCAGUACCGCCUGAUGGGACCUGGGAAGUGGAAUGGAGCAAAAGAUGCUAUCAACACCAUGUGGGAGAGAGUCGAUGCACCACUGAAGACGCGCCUCCCCGCUGUCCAAGAGGAUAAGUCGGGGGCCGCAAUUAUGCUACUGUGGUUCGGUUUGGCUUUCCUUGUCAUAUAUAUUGCUAGACUCAUUGUCUUGUAAAAUUGUAGCCUUGUUGCAUAAUGAAACUUUCCUACCUUCUUUUUAAUUCAGUGAAAAUAAUCAAUGACUUGCUUAAAAUAUUUUUAUUCGUCCAAACCAAACACGCAUCGUUAUUGAUAUGUACACAGUACUAUAGUGACAGACUCAGUGUCUCGUGAAAAUCCUACUAUAAAAGUCCUUUCAUUAAUUGAUACUUGGAAGGAGGCCCUAUUAAGUAAGUACCAUACAAGCACAUAUACCACUAUGUGUACUUUUAUCGGUAUGUCAGUGAUGUAGGUUGGUGUACAUGUACUUUACUCGUAUAAGGUUAGCUUUAUGCAUACCCCGUAAUGCAGAUGUGGGUUGGUCGGUGCACUCACCGUACAUACCGUUGUUUCAAAUUUAUCAGAGUUUGGUUAGGAGUAGGCAGUGGGUGUGCAUCGACACUGUAUGUGAUAGAAUGUGUGUUUCAGAAUCUGCUUAGGCCUAUGUACGCUAGCACCAGCGUGCGUGUACAUCUAUAAGCGUACCCAUUCGUGUAUGCAUGCCCAGUUAGAUUAUGUACACCAUGUUUCAGUGGAGAGAAAAGUAGCUUGCCAAUCACAAUUUAAGCCUUAACAUUAACGGCGUGUACCGUUUGUUGUACACUGUGUACAGUAAGUACAUGUACAUGCACAUUGCACUGUUUAAUUAAUGCAUACAUGCAUAAUAUAGUGAUUUAAACGAGCAGAGUGAUGUAAAUAACCUAUGCACUACACUUGUCCAUUCAUCAGAAGCAACUAAUUUUACAUAAAAAAUAUGUGUAAAUUUUGUAAUUUUUUCAGUGUAUCAGUUACAUGUAUUUACACCUUUUGAUGCUGCUGCUUGCAUACAUUUUGUUUGACAGUUAAAAUCCAGCUAGUGUAAACCUUUCGCUUUGAACCUUUAACGUGUUAACUUUGAAAACAUGUUGACUUUAAGACUUCUAUUAACAUUGUCGUUGCCAGUUUCAGGGGAAGGGUUGUCCCAACACACCUCUGUCCUGUACAUAUCCUGUAUAAGUCUGUAGGCUAGUGAUAAUGCUGUUUUUCAUCGUCAGAAACACGGAUGUGAUGCCACCUAGUAAGGGAUAAAGUUCGUGUAAUACAGAGUACGAUGUGAGAUACAUUUUAGCAACAGUCUGACAUUUAAGCCAGUUAACACUGCAAUGUAUUCAGAUGAAAAUUAUAAAAAUAGAGUCCUUGACUGUUGACAAGUUGCACAAGUACAAACUGCACCAAUGUGACCUCUGAUAGGCUUAUAGUUACAUUCUACCGCCAUGGCAAAUUAGAGUUUGAUAAAUUUCAUUGUUGAACUAGGAUAUGGAGUGCACCCUUUAUGUCAGCAGUAUUGUUCAUUACGUAGAAUGCAUGUAAACGUACAUGAAACACUCUUUUCAAAUG
Molecule: messenger RNA, 4028 nt
Organism: Acanthaster planci (crown-of-thorns starfish)
Lineage: Eukaryota; Metazoa; Echinodermata; Asteroidea; Valvatida; Acanthasteridae
Product: flavin-containing monooxygenase 5-like
Molecular function (GO): N,N-dimethylaniline monooxygenase activity; NADP binding; flavin adenine dinucleotide binding
Source: RefSeq, a predicted model, not a curated record